Molecule: messenger RNA, 1240 nt
Organism: Balaenoptera ricei (Rice's whale)
Lineage: Eukaryota; Metazoa; Chordata; Mammalia; Artiodactyla; Balaenopteridae
Product: protein WWC3-like
Exons: 6
Coding region: 66-1157 (363 amino acids)
Biological process (GO): regulation of DNA-templated transcription; cell migration; negative regulation of organ growth
Cellular component (GO): cytoplasm
Molecular function (GO): molecular adaptor activity; kinase binding
Source: RefSeq, a predicted model, not a curated record
AUCCACCAGUGGACUGUUUUUGUACCUACAGGAUUCUACUUCAGGAAAAAAGAAACUGUCUCCUGAUGCAGCUGGAAGAAGCCACCCGCCUAACGUCCUAUCUCCAGUCCCAGUUACAAAGCCUGUCCGCCAGCACCCUGACCGUCUCCUCGGGGAGCAGCCGCGGCUCCCUGGCCUCCAGCCGCGGCUCCCUGGCCUCCAGCCGGGGCUCCCUGAGCUCCGUCAGCUUCACCGACAUCUACGGCCUCCCGCAGUACGAGAAGCCCGACGCCGAGGGCGGCCCGCUCCUGCGCUUCGACCUCGUCUCCUUCGACUCCCUGGGCCGGGACGCCCCCUUGGCGGACGCCCCGGGCCCCGCGGGCCUGCACAAACAGAGGCGCUCCCUGGACACGCCGCAGUCCCUGGCGUCCCUGUCCUCGCGCUCCUCCCUGUCCUCGCUGUCCCCGCCCAGCUCGCCCUUGGACACGCCCUUCCUCCCGGCCUCGCGAGACUCGCCCCUGGCCCAGCUCGGGGACGCCUUCGAGGUGGCGGGCCUGGGCGCCCUGGACAGGCUGCGCGCUCAGGCCUCCGCCUUGGGGGACGAAGACCCGCCGGGCGCGGCGUCCCUGCCGCCGCACGGGUGCCCCGGGGACGGGGAAGGACCUCGCGAGCGAGGACCCCAAGCGGCUGCCGCUCCCACGGCUGCACCAGUGACCCCCCGAGAAGACAGCGCCCAGAGGCUGGAGCGGAGAGUGCGCUGCGUGUCUGCCUGCCUGUCCGAUUACUCGCUGGCCAGCGACAGUGGCGUGUUUGAACCUCCCACCAAAAGGAGUGAGGACGCCGACGAGCCUGUGCCUGGAGACGCUUGCGGUAACGAGGGGCCCCAGAUCCAUGUUGGAUUCUUGCACGACAGUGCCAGCGAGCGUCUCCUCGUGAACGUGCUCCAACUGAAGAACUUUGCCGGGCUGGUGGUGAAGGAAGACUGCAAAAUCAGGAGCUCAUCGAGAGCAUCGGUCGCAAGCUGCAGGUGCUGCGGCAGGCGCGGCAGAGCCUGCGGGAGGACAUGCGGGCCAACAGCGCGCUGGGGGACGAGGUGGAGGCCCUGGCCAAGGCCGUCUGCAAGCCCAACGAGUUCGACAAGUUCCGCAUGUUCAUCGGGGACCUGGACAAGGUGGUGAACCUCCUGCUGUCGCUGUCCGGCCGCCUGGCCCGCGUGGAAAACGCCCUCAACAAUCUGGACGACGGCACUCCUCCCGGCGAU